AUGGACAUGAGCAAGAUUGGUCACGCUUCAAUUCAGGUCUCUCUGGGAGAAAGAUCAUGGCCUCCAGCUGCUGGUUACUCAUUUGUCUGCUGGUUUCAGUUUCGAAAUCUCUUGAAGUUGCCGGUUAAAGAACCAGAGUCCAAAGCUGGUCCUUCUAAGAGGCGGAGCAGUUCUGCUGGGCAACAUCACGAGCGGCAUGUUCUACGGAUAUUUUCUGUUGGUGCAGCAAAUGAUGAAAAUACAUUCUAUGCAGAACUUUAUCUUCAUGAGGAUGGUGUUCUAACCCUUGCAACCAGCAACUCUUGUUCCUUAUCAUUUUCAGGAUUAGAACUUGAGGAAGGCAGGUGGCAUCACCUUGCAGUUGUACAUAGCAAACCAAAUGCUCUUGCUGGACUGUUCCAAGCCAGUGUUGCUUAUGUGUAUCUUGAUGGAAAGCUGAGACACACUAGGAAACUAGGAUAUUCUCCAUCUCCGGUUGGAAAACCUUUGCAGGUAACGGUGGGGACCCCGGUUACUUGUGCAAGAGUUAGUGACUUGACCUGGAAGGUCCGUUACCUUUUUGAGGAGGUGCUCACCUCAGGUUGUAUUUGUUUCAUGUACAUUCUUGGUCGAGGGUAUCGAGGGCUCUUCCAAGACACAAGUUCUCAUUGUGGGAAUUAA
Molecule: messenger RNA, 660 nt
Organism: Prunus armeniaca (apricot)
Lineage: Eukaryota; Viridiplantae; Streptophyta; Magnoliopsida; Rosales; Rosaceae
Source: the annotation of a GenBank genome assembly